Molecule: messenger RNA, 3964 nt
Organism: Sycon ciliatum
Lineage: Eukaryota; Metazoa; Porifera; Calcarea; Leucosolenida; Sycettidae
Exons: 24
Coding region: 169-3588 (1139 amino acids)
Source: RefSeq, a predicted model, not a curated record
UCAAGCAUGGAUGAUCUGGGACUGCGGAUACAAGCCGAAGGACUUUCGACACAGCCGAGUCAACACGGUGCUGGAGUUGCCAUGUUGGCUUCCCGGUACUAGUAUCAACCUUCUUGCCAAUCUUGGAGUACUGUCUUGUUCGAUUCGACCAAGUCUGGUGUACCAGUGAUGGAUUUCAAACGUGACGAAAUCUUCAACUGUCAGAGAACAUCGUCAUGUGUUUGGAGCGAAGACGAGUUUUGCGAUGACACGGCUGAUCUCCUGGACUAUGAUGGAGACGACCUGGACCUCCUCCAAGAGGACAGCACUCACAACAGUGCCGCGGUUGAUCAACAGUGCGCUGAGACCACCACUGCAAAAGGUGCAGUUCAGGAAGAUGAGGCCAGAGCACGAGCAGCAGUGCAGACCUCCUCUGGCAGGUCACGUACUGUCAACAACGACGCGGAGAUGUCACCAACCAGUAGAGACCAAAAUGGCAAAGCUGUAGACAGUGAUAGUGACGAGGGCUUAGUUUCAACUGACGGAAGUAGCGAUGGCGAGACUAACGACGGCCACCAAUCCCACAGUAAUACUACUGCAUCAAACCCUCGUAUGAUUAGCACUCGUGCAAAUCAUCAACACGGUGACCUAAACGGAACCGACUUACCAUCAUCUGCCGUCAACAGCCACGGCAAGCCUGGUAUGACGAAUCGUGACACAUCACCACCACCAUCUCUUCAGGUGCCACACUUUGCAAACAUUGGGCAGCAGCGUAGCUUCUCCGACCUGGUGCACGUUCGCGAGCGCCAGGAGAGAACCGGCCCCUCUCCGUAUGCCGGCCCGUCGCCCAGUAGCGCUCAGCACGGGGGAGCUGCAACUUCGCAGCGUCAUUCCGACCCACCACCGCUGCUGGAAUGCAACGACGGCAGUGGCAGCAGUCACAUGCCAUUGAUGGAGAGUGACGUCGACGACAGCCGGAGCGUUGCGGGUACGGUGGAGGUGGUAAAGGAGCAGGCACCGGCUUCCAUUGGUUGGCCUCAUCCUCGCAGCUGCUGUCCAAUGCACCCGUUUCACCACAUGCCCGUGGUGGCAGAGGGUGACGGUGAGAGCAGCCAGCCGGCCAACAUGGACGUCAUCGAGGGUAUGCUGAGCUACGCGUCGCAUCGCGCCAACGCCAAGUACUGCACGCUGUGCUACUGUUACGUCUGUGACUGCAAAGCAUCCGAGUGCCUCCAGUGGCGCGAUCCUCGCUGCGCCCACUGUCACGCUCACAGUCGCUUUCGGCCCUGGUCAGGAGAACGCCAACGCUACAAGAAGUUCUUCUUGCCCAGUAUCCGUGCCACCUACAAGAUGCCAGACAUCAGUCCGUCGACCAUUAUGCAACUGGGAAUCAGGAAACGUGCUGAAGAAGGCUUGCCGUCUGCCGUCGAUUUCUUACUGAACACUACUCGCUACAAGUUUCCUCGCUUGUCGUUUGGCGAGGAGGACAUUGCCAACGUGCCGUGGUCUUUCGUUCCGUCCCUGGUGGCUCUGCUGACACGCUGGCACUUCUGUUUGCUGCUCCGGCGGUUGUGCAGCUACAAUGCUGACAUUUCGGGGCCCAUGCUGUCUGCGGCAGCACCGGUGUCGGAGGUUUGCAGCGGCGAUGUUUCCGGUGAGCUUCCGUCGACCGUUCCCGGCCACGUCGACCCGGACGCCAUCGUGGUACUCGUACUGCAGAGUCUGUUCUACAAUGUCAGUCUAGCUAGCUGGGAUGUCCUGCUCCGCUGGCUAAUAUCCAUGAUCGUGUCUGAUGACUGGGUCUGCAAUGGCUCUGGUUUUGUUUUGCGCGCAGAGGGUCUUUUGGAGAGCGUGGAGCUGCUGGCUGAAUGUUUGCCGAAGUGGCAAACGCCAUUGACAGUCGCCGACCUCAAGCAUCAGAGCGACCGGAAUAUGUCUGUUCCUCCACAGAUUGGUCGGGUGCUGCUGGUCGCGUACGGAGUUCGCCAAUUACACAAGAAAUCUCCUGUGAUGAUUGCUACGUGUAUUGAUGCCUUUUUGAAGCGUAAGUGCUACUGGGUAGUCUGGCAUAUUGCUGCAAUCCCGGAGUUGACGUCAUCGCGACCGUUCGUCAAGUGGAUGUUUCAGAAGCUCAUGCAGCAGGGCCACAUCUUCGACGUUCCCCUCGUCACCGGCCUAGUUCAGACCUGGUUUACUGAGCUGUCAGAUCUGGGUCUGCUACUGCGUAUUGGAAAAUUCUUGCUAGACUUGGAAGAGAUUGGUGGCGGCUUGUCAUAUUCCGCUGUGCUUGGCUUGUUCCGAACACUGGUAUGCCGUGCGGCGUCCCCCGGAAGUGCUCUGGAUGUUGUCACCCUCAUCUCUCAAGUCGUCAAGUUCAACAGGUCGUCGCCAGCAGCGCAAAUGUUUGUAGCACCGUUCACUGCCGGCGCCGACGUCACGUUCUCCGCUGCCGUGCACGUCAUGGUAUCAAUGGAGCAUCAGCACACCAAUGGCAGGCUGAUGAAAUGGUUUAUUGCAGAGCAGUGUGCUGGUGCGAAGAGGCCACCAGCUUGUAGUAUGAGGCAGGCAUUGAUGCACCAUGCUGUGGCCUAUAUUGGCGACUCCGAAUCCCGCAUCGCCCCGGAAACAAAGCUGUACCGAGGCAUUCCCGAUUAUAUGGGAUUCCGCGUCAUGGUCGGCGUUAUCUUGCUGGAGAAGUUCUUUGCUAAUCCUGAGCACGAAGACUUGCUUGUCCUCUGUGCGCUGGAGAUUAAAAAAUGUGGCUGGGCUCUUGGAGUUCUCUGCACCUUCUCCUCGGUGUCUGCGCUGAAGACUGCUAACCAAGCGCUGGCACAGGCUAUCAUCGAUGAGCUUGCCACUCAGCCCGCAACCCAGCAGCAGCAGCAGUCGUGUGCUCAAGCUUUGACCACGCCUGUGGUUGAGAGCUGGCUUCACACACUGGACGAGCGCAUGGCUGUCCACAUAGUCGAUGCACUGCUGAAGCAUUUACCGCAGGGAGAUCAACAUGGCGGUGACUGUGCAGCUGGCGAUGACCUGCAGACCGCCGUGCAUUUUGCCGUCAUCCUGUGGAAGCGCUUCAUGGGCAUGUGUGAAGUUGGACAGUGGCCGGAGUGCCUGCCUCAGUACGCUAAACUGCUCUGCCAGUACAACCUUACUGCUCGCAUGCACCGGUAUAUCCCAAGCGCUCCCAAUCCCGUCCGUGAUGAGAUCGCUAAGCUGUUCAACAUGUCCAGCAUACCCGAGUCGGGUAGGGACAAUGACACUGCCGAUGCUAUACUGUGGGAAGCGAGCUCCGGUGCUGUCGCCGACAAACGGCAACACGCUGCAUUACCGCAGACCUCCUCAGACCCAGCUUGCAGUCACAAAGGGCAGGUGGCAGCCCGUUCGUGGAGACCCGCGCUGCUGCCCAUUCCGUCCGGCGAGAUUCCGCUACGCAUCGCCACGGCCGUGAACUCAGCAUGCCCUGCUCCGUCCACGGCGCUGCCGCGACAGCAACUGCAGACGUGGCGCGAUGUGCCGCCGCCGUAUCACGAGGUGGACGCACAUCAGACAGUCCAGAGCGCGUGGAAGAAAAAGAAGAACAACAACAGGAACUGGCCGAGCAGAUGAAAAGCGGAUAGCAGAUUAAAAGAGAUGUGUUGACAAGACCAGGCUGCUAGUAUGUGUUUUGAGUUGUGUUCAACAUCACGCAGGCUAAUACAAUUGGUAGCAAUACUAUACAAGUACAAUACCAGUAUGUCAUUUCACACACUAGAACACUAAAAAAUAGAGUACCGGUAGCUCAGUUUUCUUUCUUUGUGCUUCUGCCUUGCCUGUUUCAUCGGCAAGAUGUCGUACUUGCUUCCUGAAGUAUGUUACUACACUACAUGUAGUACAUACACAAAUCCGGGAGAUCCCCCAGAUAGGCGUUAGCCGAAUUUGGGUAAUCCUGAAAUACAGAUCAUUAUGAAUUAUUAAGUUGCUGGUACUUUGAAGUACAUGUAGU